This is a messenger RNA of Cephus cinctus (wheat stem sawfly), 1513 nucleotides long. RefSeq names its product transcription initiation factor TFIID subunit 13 (gene Taf13). The coding region runs from base 497 to 880 and encodes 127 amino acids. Gene Ontology annotation, cellular component: transcription factor TFIID complex. Gene Ontology annotation, biological process: transcription by RNA polymerase II. The record is from RefSeq and is a predicted model, not a curated record. Gene Ontology annotation, molecular function: protein heterodimerization activity. The transcript has 4 exons. NCBI's taxonomy places the organism in Eukaryota, Metazoa, Arthropoda, Insecta, Hymenoptera, Cephidae.
CGCCACUAUGCCGUUCCAUUACUGACUGUUGGCUGGCGUCUAGAAAACAAAGUAAAAACACAGGCGACGGAAAUAGAUCUCGAAUUUGACAACAAAAUUGUGAUCAUAAAAAUACUCGAGAAAUAACGAAGAGUAAUUAUAAGAGACGACGAGGAAGACGAAGAGGAAGAAAGAGUUAGGAAUGUCCGAUUCCUCGCAACUGCUCGUAACCUCUUAUACCUUUCUGAGGACUCAACACUGGUAACUUUCAAGAAUUCACUGGCAUCGAUCGUCCUUGGAAAUUCCGACCACGAUUCCAUGUUGCGUCACAGUCGUGAGGACAAUUUCAUCUCUUGGUUAUUUAAAAUACUCUGGAGUAUCUCAAGACUACGAGAAGAGAAUAGGAGAGAGGACAAAAUAACAGCGAAUAACCGCGUAAACUCCAGAACGUACGAAUUGGUGCAAAUAUUUACUUUGUUACAAUUAAAAGCAACAAUACGCCUGACGCAAGUAAGUAAUGGCUGCUGAAGAAGGUUUUGAACAGUUUGAAGAUGAGGAGGCUGAAAUUCCAAUUGGUGGAACUUUACCAGGUGGUAGAAAGAGACUCUUCUCCAAGGAAUUGCGAUGCAUGAUGUUUGGUUUUGGAGAUGAUCAAAAUCCAUAUACCGAAAGUGUUGAUCUGCUGGAGGAUCUAGUGAUAGAGUUCAUUACUGAAAUGACCCAUAGAGCUAUGGAAAUUGGUCGUACUGGUAGAGUACAAGUUGAAGACAUUGUUUUUCUAGUCAGGAAAGAUCCUCGGAAGUAUGCAAGAGUCAAGGAUCUGCUAACAAUGAAUGAAGAGCUCAAAAAGGCUAGAAAGGCCUUUGAUGAAGUUAAAUACGCAGGUACUGUUAGUCAGUAAAAAUUUGAUGUUCUUAUUAUCUGGAAUUGAAUUUUUAUCAGUAGAGGUAUGCGUGCUCAUGUUCGCUGGUUCCAAAAUUUAAGUUUGUAAAAAGAAAGAAAUUGUAUCAUGAUUAAAAGGGCAAACAAGUCCUGAAGUAUUUGUGAUUUGUAUAAAUUUGCUCCCUGUGAAAGCAUGUAUGCCUUAUUUGAAUUAUGGAUUUAAUGGUUUGUAUCAGAAUCUGAAAUUGGGUAAUACUGUAUAUGAAAUCUGAACGGCAUUCAUGUUAAUAAGAAUGACUGAAAAGCGUCAGAUCACCGGCAAACCUAUUUGUCUCUUUUAAAAAUGUUUUGGUUAGCAGUUAAUUAUUUAUUAAAGUUGUAUGUGUCUCGAUUAACUGGGAUCCAAAUUCUAAACUAAUAUGAACAUUCCAUUGACUUAGAUGUAUCUAUGUUAAAAAAAUGUUCUUGAUAGUUUUGCAAAAGCAAAUAUAAAUUGAUUGCGUGUAACUGUAAAGUGAGAAUGUUUGACCUGACAACUUAAUAGAAAGAUUUCAUUAAAGGAUACUUAUGUGUUCAUAUAAAUUAGAACAACUUCGAUUUAUUGUACGUUGGAUUGUAUUCCGUGAAAUAAAAAAUUGUAAUGCCAAUGAAA